Messenger RNA from Gilbertella persicaria, 692 nucleotides. RefSeq lists its product as uncharacterized. The record is from RefSeq and is a predicted model, not a curated record. The transcript is spliced from 3 exons. Gene Ontology annotation, molecular function: tRNA binding; tyrosine-tRNA ligase activity. Lineage: Eukaryota; Fungi; Mucoromycota; Mucoromycetes; Mucorales; Choanephoraceae. The coding region runs from base 69 to 683 and encodes 204 amino acids.
AAAAAAAGAGAGAGAGAGGGGGGUAUUAUUUAAAGCCCUUGUUCUUUUACUUUUUUUUUGUUUCUAGUAUGAUGCUUACUUUAUUAAGACGACAAAAUGUGUCCAAGAACAAUGCUAUCCGAGCAAUAACACGCUUCAACCAUACUGGAUCUGCUGUUACUGAUCAAGAUCUCAUUCAUCGUGUUGAUUUGAGAGUUGGCAAGAUUGUCCAUAUUGAAGCUCACUCAGAAGCACAACACUUGUUUAUCGAACAAGUUGAUUUGAAUACAGAAAGCACUGAGGCGAUGCCUAAUCCUCGUACAAUUGUCAGUGGACUUGCUCCUUACAUGUCAAUGGAUUCUAUUUUGAACAGAAAGGUGAUUGUAGUGAGUAAUUUAAAACCAAGUAAGUUUCGAGGUGUUUUAUCGCAAGGCAUGUUGCUCGCUGCUUCAUCCAAUGAUAACAAGACAGUAAAACUAUUAUCUCCUCCCGAAGAAAGUGUGAUUGGAGAAAGAGUGGCAUUAGAGGGUGUUAAUUGGCAAGGACUUGUUGAUCCUGUUCUUAAACCCAAACAAAAGGUAUUUGAGCAAGUAGCAGCAUCUUUCAAGACAAACAUAGAUGGUAUUGCUACCUAUAAAGGCAUUAUUCUCAAAACAAGUGCAGGACCUAUUACUUGUGAUAUCAAAGAUGCUCAAAUCUCUUGAUAAUAAAAG